This is a messenger RNA of Culex pipiens pallens (northern house mosquito), 1160 nucleotides long. RefSeq lists its product as uncharacterized. The record is from RefSeq and is a predicted model, not a curated record. Lineage: Eukaryota; Metazoa; Arthropoda; Insecta; Diptera; Culicidae. The transcript is spliced from 6 exons. Bases 111 to 677 code for a protein of 188 amino acids.
CUUGGCUGUCGCACCACAGAACGACGUUCCGGAACGGCAGUUUCAACGCUGCGAGGACCUUGACCACCAGCUUGGACAGCAAUCUGCACCCGAGGAGCUCGAGUCGGUGGAUGUCGAGCUGCUUCGCUUCGUCAGAGUUGAACCAAGCAGCGGGUCGCGAGAAAAGGUGCAGAUGCCGUCCCGUACGUAACGGUUGUGAGCUCGAGCACGCGGAUAAAGUCGGCUGGUUCGUUCCGCCAGAAGAUUCGUUGGAAGGGAGUGUCCGCAGGGGCCACCAGGAUCUGGCGGUACAUCUUCGACAAAUCUGCGGUGAAGGCGACCGGGUGCUUGCGGAAUGCGAGCAGAAUCGAGAAAAGGUCGUUUUGGACGGUUCCCCCGAUCUGCAAGGCUUCGUUGAGGGAGACACUCGAAGGGGAGAGUUUUGCCGAAGCGUCGAAGACUACCCUCAGCUUGGUUGUGGAACUCGAGGGGCGAAGGAUGGCAUAGUGCGGCAUGUAGUAACGACCUUGGCCAGGUCCGGGUCCUGGUUGAGCCGCUUCUCCAACGACAGGAAUCGCCGAAGAGCCAGGCUGCGGUUGUCAUCGAGGUUGCCGACGACGGGGCGGAAUGGCAAGCGAACCUCGUACCGGCCGGAACGGUGUCGCCGACAUAACCCGCGACGACCCAGCCCAGCUUGAAGAACAUCGAGACGCCGAGCAACAUGUCGAUCCGGUCCGGUGUGUGGAAGUUCGGGUCGGCCAGCUGGAUGUUCGCAGGGAUCGGCCAGUCGGACGUGCUGAUCGAGGCCGACGGAAUCAUCCCGGUUACCUUGGGGACGAUGAGACACUCCACGUCCACCGUGAAGCUGUUGUAACGGGAUUGGAGCUGGACCGUCAUCGACUCUCGGGCGUAUGUCUUCACUGCACCGAUUCCGCAGAUGGGAACGUUUGCAGCUACUCGACGUGUGUUCAACCGUUUCGCCAAUUGUUCCGUAAUAAAAUUGACCUGCGAUCCGUUGUCGAGCAGCAGUCGGCAUGGCACAGAGCCUGUAAUAUCGUCUUUCGCACAAAAAGUGUAUUUACAAUUGCUUUCCAAAACAAUGGAUGCAGAAGGAUUUACUGCUUAUCAAUUGUUGGCCAUACAUUUCAUACUAUUGACUUCUGAAAUGAAAAAUGAAAGCG